CCUCUAUACAGAUUUCUAUAUAAAUCGAUCCCUCCCUUCUCUCCCUUCUCCAACCUCCCAUCUCAAAAUUUGAUACAUUCUCUGCGCUUUUGCUUAUCAAUCUCCUCAAGAUGACGAUCUCUGCAACUAAUCCACUCAUAGUCUCUUUCGGUGAGAUGCUAAUCGAUUUCGUCCCCAACGUCGCUGGAGUUUCCCUUGCAGAGUCCACCGGAUUCCUCAAAGCCCCCGGCGGCGCCCCCGCCAACGUUGCCUGCGCCAUUACCAAACUCGGUGGUUCUUCCGCUUUCAUCGGCAAGGUUGGGGACGAUGAAUUUGGGCACAUGCUAGUUGAUAUCUUGAAGGAGAAUGGUGUGAACAUUGAUGGUGUGUGCUUUGAUCCAGACGCGAGAACGGCAUUGGCGUUUGUGACGUUGAAGAAUAAUGGAGAGAGGGAGUUCAUGUUUUACAGAAACCCUAGCGCUGAUAUGCUUCUUAAGGAGUCGGAUCUUAAUAUGGAAUUGAUCAAACAGGCGAAGAUCUUUCAUUAUGGAUCCAUAAGUUUGAUCUCUGAGCCUUGUAGGUCUGCUCACAUGGCAGCCAUGAGAGCUGCUAAGGAAGCUGGGAUCUUGCUUUCUUAUGAUCCUAAUGUGAGGUUGCCGCUUUGGUCGUCACCUGAGGCUGCUCGUGAAGGGAUCAUGAGUAUUUGGAAAGAAGCUGAUUUCAUUAAGGUUAGCGAUGAUGAGGUAGCUUUUCUGACUCAAGGAGACCCAGAAGAUGAGGAAGUAGUUUUAUCACUGUGGUAUGAAGGCCUGAAGUUGCUUAUUGUUACUGAUGGUGAAAAGGGUUGCAGAUAUUUCACUAAGGACUUCAAAGGCAAGAUGGCUGGGUUUGCAGUGGAUACUGUUGACACUACUGGAGCUGGUGAUGCUUUUGUUGGUUCACUCCUCGUCUCAAUUGCCAAAGAUGAUUCCAUCAUCCAGGAGGAAGGGAAAUUGAGAGAGGCUCUUAUAUUUGCGAACGCUUGUGGGGCGAUUUGUACAACCCAGAAAGGAGCAAUUCCGGCACUUCCCACUCCAGCAGAUGCUCAUGACCUCAUCACCAAAUCUAAUGGGAAUAAUUGAAGUGGUUUCCCUCUUUAAUUUGGACAUUUUUCUUCUUCUAGUGUCUUGCAUAAAUGCAUUCAUGGGGUCUAAAUUUCUGUCCCCUAUCUCCCCCGCCCCCCUCUCUCUUCUAUUUUUUAUUUUUGAGAUAUAAUGUUUUCUUGGAUUGUACGAAACAAAACGUAAAGGUUUGGUGUUGAUGGGAUACCUUCUAUUAAAUAUUCAGAACCAAUCUAUGAUGAACAGCCAGCGAUGGCAGUCAUAAUUA
Molecule: messenger RNA, 1347 nt
Organism: Macadamia integrifolia
Lineage: Eukaryota; Viridiplantae; Streptophyta; Magnoliopsida; Proteales; Proteaceae
Product: probable fructokinase-5
Exons: 5
Coding region: 111-1100 (329 amino acids)
Biological process (GO): fructose metabolic process
Cellular component (GO): cytosol
Molecular function (GO): fructokinase activity
Source: RefSeq, a predicted model, not a curated record